Molecule: messenger RNA, 3030 nt
Organism: Phoenix dactylifera (date palm)
Lineage: Eukaryota; Viridiplantae; Streptophyta; Magnoliopsida; Arecales; Arecaceae
Molecular function (GO): oxidoreductase activity; methyltransferase activity
Source: RefSeq, a predicted model, not a curated record
GUAGGUGUGGUGUACGUGAUCGAGAAAGAGAGAACGGAAAUGCGGGUGGCCGUAGUGGGAGCCGGGAUCAGUGGGUUGGCGUCGGCCUACGUGCUGGCCAAGGCCGGGGUGGACGUGGUGCUCUAUGAGAAGGAGGACUGCUUGGGCGGUCAUGCCAAGACCGUAAACUUCGAUGGCGUCAACCUGGAUCUGGGCUUCAUGGUCUUCAACGGAGUCACUUAUCCUAACAUGAUGGAGUUCUUUGAGAGCCUUGGGGUCGACAUGGAGAUAUCCGACAUGUCAUUCGCCGUGAGCUUGGACGAAGGCAAAGGUUGUGAGUGGGGAAGUCGCAAUGGAUUGGCUAGCUUGUUUGCCCAAAAAAGCAAUGCGAUCAAUCCCUACUUUUGGCAAAUGCUCCAAGAAAUUGUCAAGUUCAAACACGACGUUAUACGGUACCUUGAGAAGUAUGAAAACAACCCUGAUCUGGACCGUAAUGAAACAUUGGGGCAUUUCAUUAAGUCACAUGGAUACUCUCAGUUAUUUCAGAAGGCUUAUCUUGUUCCGAUCUGUGCUUGUAUCUGGUCGUGCCCUUCAGAAGGUGUAAUGAGCUUCUCUGCAUUUUCUGUGCUUGCAUUUUGCCGUAAUCAUCAUCUUCUUCAGCUGUUUGGCCGCCCACAAUGGCUUACUGUCAAGCAGCGAUCUCAUUGCUAUGUUAGAAAGGUAAGAGGAGAACUAGAGAGCAGGUGUUGUCAAAUUAGAACAGGGUGUGCAGUGAAAUCUGUCUUAAAUAUUGAUGGAGGUUGCCAUGUAGUAGGAGAAGACCAGUCAGAGGAAACAUAUGAUGGAUGCAUAAUUAGCACACAUGCACCAGAUGCUUUGAAAAUUUUAGGGACACAAGCAACAUAUGAGGAAUCAAGGCUACUUGGCGCUUAUCAGUACGUAUACAGUGACAUAUAUCUUCACCACGACAAAAGUCUGAUGCCCCAAAACCCAUCAGCAUGGAGUGCCUGGAAUUUUCUUGGGACCACAAACAAUGGUGUAUGUGUUACAUAUUGGCUCAACGUGCUUCAGAAUCUUGGUUCUACCAAUCUGCCUUUUCUUGUGACUCUAAAUCCUCGUUUUGUUCCUAAACAUACCUUGCUUAAAUGGUCCACUAGCCAUCCCAUUCCAUCAGUUGCUGCCUCAAAAGCUUCUCUUGAGAUAGGGAAAAUUCAGGGAAAAAGAAGAAUUUGGUUUUGUGGAGCAUAUCAGGGUUUUGGGUUCCAUGAGGAUGGACUAAAGGCUGGAAUAGUUGCCGCCAACAGUGUGCUUGGAAUGGACUGUGUUCUUUUGAGAAACCCAAGACAGAUGGUACCUUCAUUGGUGGAAACUGGAGCACGACUUAUAGUUACUAGAUUUCUUGAAAAAUAUAUCUCAACUGGUUGUUUAACAUUGCUAGAAGAAGGUGGCACUAUUUUUGUUUUUGAAGGAACCAACAAGAAAAGUUGUAUAAAAUCUAUUCUGAAAAUUCAUGAUCCCCUGUUCUACUGGAAGGUUGCUACAGAAGCUGAUUUAGGCCUUGCAGAUGCAUAUAUAAAUAGGUACUUUUCCUUUGUUGAUGAGCAAGAAGGUCUCCUGAAUCUUUUUAUGAUUCUAAUUGUUAACAGGGAUCAGAAUUCUUCCAGCAAAAGUAAAACUACAAGGGGCUGGUGGACACCUAUACUUUUUACAGCUGGUCUUCAAUCUGCUAGAUACUUUUUACGCCACAUUUCAAGGCAAAAUACUGUAGCCCAAGCUCCCAAGAACAUCUCUCAUCAUUAUGAUCUGAGUAAUGAAUUCUUCUCUCUAUUUUUGGAUGAGACAAUGACAUACUCUGGUGCAAUUUUUAAGAUGGAAAAUGAAGACUUAAAAGUUGCUCAGUUACACAAAAUCUCUCUUUUGAUUGAAAAGGCUCGAAUCGAGGCCAAGCAUGAAAUUCUUGAGAUUGGUUGUGGUUGGGGGAGUCUGGCAAUAGAAGUCGUGAAGCAAACUGGUUGCAAGUAUACAGGAAUCACGUUGUCUGAAGAACAACUUAAGUUUGCCAAAAGAAGAGCAAAAGAGGCUUGUUUGGAGGACCGUAUUACUUUCCUGCUGUGUGAUUACCGCCAACUACCAUGUUACCGAAAAUACGACAGGAUUAUAUCUUGUGAGAUGAUUGAAGGAGUUGGUCAUGAAUACAUGGAAGAGUUUUUUGGCUGUUGUGAAUCACUUCUGGCUGAAGAUGGCUUAUUUGUCUUACAGUUCAUCUCCAUCCCAGACGAACGGUAUGAUGAAUACAGGAGAAGCUCUGACUUCAUAAGGGAAUACAUUUUUCCUGGAGGAUGCCUUCCUUCUUUGAGUAGAAUAACUUCUGCUAUGGCUGCCGCAUCGAGAUUUUGUGUAGAGCACUUGGAAAAUAUUGGCAUCCAUUAUGAUCAAACAUUGAGAUACUGGAGGAAUAACUUCAUGCAAAAUAAAUGUAAAAUUCUUGCCUUGGGAUUUGAUGAGAAGUUCAUACGCACAUGGGAAUAUUAUUUCAUAUAUUGUGCAGCUGGUUUUAGAUCACGUACACUUGGAAACUAUCAGAUGGUAUUUUCCCGUCCUGGUAACUCGACAGCUUUCAGUAACCCGUACGAUGGUGUUCCAUCAGCCUGCUGAUUUGUCCGCUGAUCUCCUUCGUCCUGACCGCGAAUGCAAGUAUUUGGUCGUGAGAUCGCCUCCCCCCCCGGCGUCAGUUCAUUAGGUUCACUGCUUGGUAAUAAGCUAAUGCAGCUCCGGAGGAAACUGAGGUUCAGCGAUCAUAGGCCCUUGGAUUAACAACAUGGACGAAGAAGCAUAUAACAUUGUGGAAGGGUAUUUGUUAAAAUUCAAACCUUUAAACUCUCUUUUACUUCCCAACUGGAAUAAUCUAAAAUUCAAUUGUUUAAAAGGGAAAAAUAUGCAGUGGCUCCACAUUAAUGCACAUGGAGAAUGAAUAUUUGACACGCUAGCCCCACGUUGGUUGUCAAUAAAUUCUUAAAAUGCGAUGAUAUUGUAAUGUUUCCGAUUUCCAAA